Molecule: messenger RNA, 531 nt
Organism: Aethina tumida (small hive beetle)
Lineage: Eukaryota; Metazoa; Arthropoda; Insecta; Coleoptera; Nitidulidae
Product: FUN14 domain-containing protein 2
Exons: 1
Coding region: 114-452 (112 amino acids)
Source: RefSeq, a predicted model, not a curated record
AUUUAACCAAACAAAUCAAAAAACGUGACGUUCAAUAGACGUCAAUCACAUUCAGUACAAUCCCAUCUAGAAAGAUGUUUUAAUAACAACAUUACAACCAAAAUUCUCGUGAAAUGGCAGACAAGAAGCCUCAGGUCCCCGAAGUGCUGAAGGGCCUGCUCAAGAAUCAAUUCGCGAAGCAAUUGGCGGCCGGAACAGUCACCGGAAUAAUAUCGGGCAACAUCGCGUCCUGCAUAGCGAAACCAAUCGCUUUUGGCGCCGGAAUGGGCAUAGUAUUGCUGGAGCUGGCCAGGUACCACGGAUACAUCAGUAACAUGCCGAUACCUGGAGGUGGAAACAACAUGAAAAAUUGCAAACCUUUGUCCAAGGAACAGAUUGAAAGUUUCACAACCAAAAACAAGACGUUUACGGCGGGAUUUGUCGGCGGAUUUCUGAUGGGUCUUGUCUGGUAACAACGGCGCAACACUUCUUGAUGUUGUUCAUUGUAAUUUUGAUGAAACCUUUUAGUAUAUUGGCUUAAUUGUACUAAAA